Messenger RNA from Penicillium robsamsonii, 1086 nucleotides. RefSeq names its product cupredoxin domain-containing protein. NCBI's taxonomy places the organism in Eukaryota, Fungi, Ascomycota, Eurotiomycetes, Eurotiales, Aspergillaceae. The transcript is spliced from 4 exons. The record is from RefSeq and is a predicted model, not a curated record. The coding region runs from base 1 to 1086 and encodes 361 amino acids.
AUGCUUGCGAGCCAACUAGGCCGGCCACUAGCAUGGCUGGCUUUGGCAACCACGAUAGUGGCAGCCAACACUUCCAAAAUUGCAACUCCCACAUCUGAUGCAGGAUCAUCAUCGACGGCAACUGCCACGACUUCCUCCUCGACCGGUAUCACGACCCAUACGAUCCAGGUGGGACCGAAAUCAAAUCCACACCAAUUUGAUCCAUCCGAAAUAAAGGCCAAUGUGGGCGAUAUUGUUGUCUUCGAAUUCUAUCCAACGAACCAUUCCGUUGUACAAGCAGAGUAUGACGCUCCUUGUAUACCAGCAAGCGGGGACAUCUUUUAUUCGGGACCAUUUGCGAAUUUUAACCUGCAAGGUGGGCAAAUCGUCGGACCACCCCCGACCUGGUCUUUGCGAGUUAAUAAUACCGAGCCCACAUUCUUCUAUUGCACUGCAAUAGAUUCAUGCACGAAAAAUGGAAUGGUCGGAGUGAUCAACCCGAACACAACCCAGUCAUGGGAAACGCAAUACGCAAAAGCACUGAAAUACCCUUACAUGCUAGUUCCAGGCCAGCCCAUACCCCCCGAAGGCGACGGCGGAGGCGACAGUUCCAGCGGUAACGACAGUUCCAGCGGUGACGACAAAAGCAACCAUGAUAAGCAUGGGCUUAGCACGGGGGCCAUCGCAGGUAUCGCCGUUGCAGCCGUGGCCUUUGUCGCCAUACUGGUGGCAUUAUUCUUCGUGCUUGGUCGCAACCGUGUUUACUCGCAGUGGAUGUCCUCGGAAGAUGGUCGCACCGAACGUACCGCACGGUGGGCACUGUUCAAUCACGGCGACAACGGGAAAAGCGAAGUUGGAAGUGCUGUCCCUACCCACAAAUCAGGCCCUGUCGACAUGACCUCAGUCUCGAGUCCGGAUCCAACUGUGCGCGCAAUGUCACCUGAGGUGGGAGUCUACUCGGGUCCUGCGUCGCCGUUGGCGCAGCAAGGCCACUGGAGCUGGAAUGAGCCUAUUCCACGCACCCGUGAAAGUGCGAUCGCUACAGAGCUGGAGGGUCAUCCGAUUAUAUGGGAGGCACCAGGCAGUACCCCGCACGAUCGGGUCUGA